GGCUCAAAAUUCAUUCGCCCCCUCAUCGACAGCCAGCAAGCAACAACCCCACCCAGUGGCAGCUUCACACUUGUUCGCCGGAGGCCAAGUUCUCCAGCUCCGGCAUCCCCACGGCAGCUCCAGCUCCAGCUCCAGUAGAGAAAUUGCUCGAUGGUCAUUCAAUUUUCUGCACGCGACACGAUUUUUUGUUGUUAUUCCUCUACAUAACAUCUUAUAUGAAGAGGGACUUAUUCAACUCUGAGAAAGUAUAUUUUUCGUUUGCAACUCUUGGUACGAUCUUUUUGUAGCUGCUUCGCUACACCCAGUUCUGAGUAGCAGGCAUAUAGUUUGGUUUUCAUCCUCUAGUCAAUUAAACUGGACAGCGUAGUGGAAGACAAACAAGGAACCCACUUCUGGUGGAAAAUGGAAUUUACUCGAAAGGUUCUUUAGAGGACCCUCCGCCAGCCUGUAAUGGCAGUUGUAGAUCCAUCACCUUCUUUGGAGAUUUUGGUUAGAGGACCAGAGGGUUUCACGCUUUGGACAGGACCCCCUUACAACAAUGGUCAACCCAGCAUCAAGAUUGAAAGAGUUCCCUGCACUAGUGCAAAGUUCAGUGAAGAUGGGUCUAAACUAAUGGUUAUAAAAUCUGACUCUAUCAUUAGCAUCCAUGAUUGCAAAAGCUCCAAAGAGAUCAGGUCCUUUGAAGUCCCCAACAUUCUUGCAGCCACCUUGUCUCCGCGUGGGACUUACCUUCAGACCUUUCAGAAAGUCUCAUCACCACAAGAAAAAAAUGUGAUCUUAUGGAAGACAGAGACUGGUGAUUCCGUUUACCGUCUGUUCCAGAAGAACAUGACGAAAACCACAUGGCCCUCAAUAAGAUUUAGCUCUGAUGAAGCCAUUGCAUGUCGUCUGGCAACAAAUGAGAUCCAAUUUUUUGAUGGAUGGGAUUUUUCUACAGGAAUAAUAAAUCGGCUUAGGGUUCCUGGAGUUGCUGCUGUAGAGCUUUCAAAGAAUCCUGGAUCCCAUGUGGCAGCAUUUGUUCCAGAAUCUAAGGGGAUUCCUGCCAGUGUCCAGGUAUUUGCUUGUGGAAAGGAUUCACACAGUCAACCUGUUGCCCGAAGGAGCUUCUUCCGAUGUUCAACAGUGCAGCUGAAUUGGAACUCUGGUUCUACAGGGCUUCUAAUUGUUGUGCAGUCAGAUGUUGACAAAACCAACCAGAGUUAUUAUGGAGAAUCAAAGUUACACUACUUGACGACAGAUGGGUCUCAUGACGGAGUUGUGCCACUUCGUAAAGAAGGGCCUGUACAUGAUGUUCAAUGGUCAUGUUCUGGUUCAGAAUUUGCGGUUGUUUAUGGAUUUAUGCCUGCAAGGGCAACGGUGUUUGACAAGAAGUGCAAUGCUCUACUUGAACUUGGAUCAGGCCCUUACAAUACAAUCAGAUGGAACCCAAAGGGGAAGUUCCUAUGCGUGGCAGGCUUUGGAAACUUACCUGGUGAUAUGGCAUUUUGGGACUAUAUGGAGAAAAGGCAGCUUGGGACUACCAAGGCUGAAUGCUCGGUAACAAGUGAAUGGUCUCCAGAUGGAUGCUAUUUCAUGACUGCCACAACAGCUCCAAGACUACAAGUUGACAAUGGGAUUAAGAUUUUUCACUACAAUGGAUCGUUGUACUUCAAGAAGAUGUUUGACAAAUUGUAUCAGGCUGAAUGGAAACCGGAAUCACCAGAUAGAUUUGGUGAUAUUGCAGAACUUGUGAAGUCUAUUGACUCUUUGAAAGUCGAAGAAACCAAAUUACAAGGACAAGGGUCAAAAUCUUCCCAGUCCUCUGCAAAAGCUGCCUCUGCCAAUCCUCCUACACAGAAACCUGCUGCAUAUCGCCCACCUCAUGCUAAGACUGCAGAUGCCAUUCAGGCUGAGCUCUUUGGAGGAGGCGCUACACAAGAAAUGAGCAAGAAUGCAUUGAAAAAUAAGAAGAAGAGGGAGAAACAAAGAGAGAAAAAGGCUGCUGAUGCUGCUACCAGUGGUUAGUGAUUGGAUACAGGAUUUCCAGCUCGGGUUCUUUCACAUUACGAACAAUCAAAUUAAUCACCUAGGCUCCUUGUCUUGAGGUUCUUGGAUUUCAUUUUCUUUACUACUGCCCCUCUUGAUCAGGGAUCUAACGUAAAAUUAUUCCACCAGCAGGGGUUUUUGGCCUUUAUAUAUAUAUAUAUUUAUUUUUUUGAGGUGAUGACAAUAAAUAUAUGAAAUUAUAGUUGUAGGUAAAAUUUUCUAUAAAUGUUUGAAACAAUAUUAUAUCUACCAAUGGAUAUGGGAUGUUUGAAAGAAGCC
Camellia sinensis is the source of this 2304-nucleotide messenger RNA. NCBI's taxonomy places the organism in Eukaryota, Viridiplantae, Streptophyta, Magnoliopsida, Ericales, Theaceae. The record is from RefSeq and is a predicted model, not a curated record.